AUGCCGGUUGAGGAACCACCUCUGAAUUGGCUGAAGCAUAACGUAUCAUUGAAGGCUGUCGUGCCGGACUGGAGCUUCCAUAACGGUGGUGGUAUAGUCGUUCUCACUGGAAAAUUCGUCCCACCGUCAAUUUUCAACUUCUCUGCGAUACUAGUCAACUUUGGUCGAGGCGGGCCGCGGGCCUCAGCCACACUGAUGAACGAGUCCGCGAUCAACUGCACGGUCCCUGCCAUGCCGGACAACUUCUUCGACACGGUCCUGUUGAGUGUCACAGUGGUCUUCCUUAGCCCAUUCAACAGUACCCAUGUUAACAUUACAGCUCAAGGGCCGGGUUUGGUAUUCAGUUACCUCCCCAAUCUAGCCCUGGGCAGUUUGGUUCCUCGGACUGGUCCGCCUGGUGGCCUUACUAAUGUCACAAUGAGAGUCAUGUUUUUCGCCAACUCUUCCUCUGGCCUGGAGCGCGAUCUUGGUCUGGACUUCGACUGUGCUAUAGGGACGUUCAGAUCUCCGGCAAGGUUCCGGCUCACUGACGAAUCCAGUCUGGCUGGGUAUGCGAUGAAUAGAAGCUACGAGGUGUGGUGCUCAGCCCCCAUGGCCGGCCCAAGGCGGGACGUCUGCGUUCAACUGGUCCCACGUGUGGCGAGGUCCAUUGAAAACCCUCUCCAACCGUGUAACAACACUAUGGGGCGGCAUAGGCUAGAGUACAACUACUAUCGGCAGAUGCCUCGAGUGGAUAACCUUUCGCCUGCCGUCGGCCUCUAUGAAGGGGGAACCGACGUUGUCGUGUCCGGCAAGAACUUCCCGGAUAAUACAACAUUUCCCGGCUUCCCAGAAGUACUGUGUAAAUUCGAUAUAUACAUACUCGAGGGCCGCCGCAUUGACAACACCUCGGUUGUGUGCGAAUCCCCGGCCGUUGUCUAUCACUGCAACUCCAGUGCUGUUGGAUGCAACAGCAACGACAGUCUCGAAGUGUCUGUGACAUUGAGCUUCAACGCAGGUCGAGACUGGAGCUUCACGUAG
Perkinsus marinus ATCC 50983 is the source of this 1020-nucleotide messenger RNA. RefSeq lists its product as hypothetical. The record is from RefSeq and is a predicted model, not a curated record. The transcript is spliced from 2 exons. Bases 1 to 1020 code for a protein of 339 amino acids. Lineage: Eukaryota; Perkinsozoa; Perkinsida; Perkinsidae.